AUGAAUCCAUCGGUACCUAUUGUCUCACAAGAGACAAUAGUAAUACAACAACAACAACAACCAGUUAUUCCGUCUCCUAGUACAAUUAAUAUUAUAAAACCUAUAUCAAAUCCGAGAAUUUCAGCUCCAACCUACGACACUUUAUCAUCACCAAUUAUCACACCCAGUCCAUCAAUUGCUGUUACUUCUAGUUAUGCUCAACCAAUCGAGCAACAGCCUGCUAUUGAAAGACGUUUACCAAGUGAAAUCCUUUCAUCUGUAUCUAUUGAAAUUCAAGCGCCAACAAUACAUAUGAUUCCGUCACCGAUCAUUUUACCACCUAUAAUAGAGACAGAUCUACCGAUUCCUUCAUCAAUUCCAUCUUCUCGAAUGAGUACUGAAAUGUGCAAUUGUCAAUGUCCAAUCAGUGGAUUAGUACCAAUUGUUUAUAAUAAUCGUCAACAAAGUUGUACAAUUGGUACGAAACGAAAACGUCGAGAUCAUCAUUUUAUCGAUGAUGGUGAUGAUGAUGAUUAUUAUCAUCCCAGACCAAUUGACUAA
This is a messenger RNA of Rotaria sp. Silwood2, 540 nucleotides long. Lineage: Eukaryota; Metazoa; Rotifera; Eurotatoria; Philodinida; Philodinidae. The record is from the annotation of a GenBank genome assembly.